GACAUUCAUGGCGAUUUACAGGAAGAGCCUUAUUAUGUUGCCACACGUUUUAGUAAGAACUUUUCUCAAGAUCAACCUACAGAAUUCACAAGGUCUAACAUAAAUAGAUUGUUUACACCGGCUGAUCUCCGGGACGAAAGAAAGGAAAACAUUAAUGAACGAAAGCUAUAUGGAGAAUUAUGGGGAGUUGCACGAAAUAUCACGCAAAAGGCAGUUCAACUUCAUAGACAAGAUGUUCUUGAAAAGCUACAAAAUUUAUUAACUGAAAUACAGGAUGAAGAGUUA
Racocetra fulgida is the source of this 285-nucleotide messenger RNA. The record is from the annotation of a GenBank genome assembly. NCBI's taxonomy places the organism in Eukaryota, Fungi, Glomeromycota, Glomeromycetes, Diversisporales, Gigasporaceae.